AUGAGCGAGAUGUACGGCUUCGCGUCCGAUUUCUCUCUUCCCGAUGAUGCAUCUCUCCCAUCAUCAACUCUUGGCUCUCUCCCUUCUACAAUCGUCCAAACCAAAGAAGUUGCCGCUUCCACCGGGAAGAAUUCCGCCGAAGAAAAGCUGCCGUUUAGUGGCCAUGUCAUGGACGAGAGCCCCUCCACUCAACAAGCCGAACUCGCAGCGAAGAACGUUGUCCUGGCCAUGUCUACCUCCGCCGCGACCACUACAGCCAGCAAGGGUGCUUCAAACGGCCUGUCUGCAUCGGCCCCUAGCAGCAUUGAAACCUCGUCGACCGGGGUUUCUGACCUCUAUGCGUCUCAGGAGUUUGGCAAACCCAAGAUGUCUCCCAAGACAAGCAGUCCUGGUGAAUUUGACAACGACUACUGUCCUCUCGUCACGUCUGUUGAGACCAACAAACGCUACAACUUUAUGGUGGCUGGGGGCAGCGGUGCUGGCAAGUCGACAUUUUGUCUGGAAACGUUUCGUCGCCACUUUCCCGACUUUUCGAUGCAAGCCCCAGAUGGUCCAACACAACAGGUGGGCGAAUGUGGCCGCGGCACGACUGUCGUACGAAAUGAAAGGAUUGUUGUUACGGUAACCGACACGGUUGGGGGCUACUCGAAAGAGGCGCAUAUCAACCCGAUUCUCGUUUACUUGGAGCUCCAGCAUCGCAGGUACGAAGACAUGGAACUUUAUCGAAGGCCCAACGAUCGGGCUGAGGAUACGCGGGUUCAUUGUCUCUUCUACUUCUUUGGGCCUCAUCGUGUGCACGAUGACGACAUUUAUUUCUUGUCGUGCUUGCAUGAUAAGGUUCCAAUUGUGCCCAUUGUUGCAAAGGCAGACUCGCUCACGAUCGUGGAGCUUGCGGAGCAGCUGCAAUUGAUCCGGACGAGGUUGGCAGAUGCAAACAUUCAGUAUUUUGACUUUCAAGAGGACACCAAUGAAGAUUGGCUGAACAAUCCCAUUGAUCCUCAGGCAUUUCAAAACCUGGGAAUGGUGAUGGCUGGAUCUGGUAACGGAGUAGAUCUUGCACGCACCCGUCCCAUGGUGCGCAAUGUGUUUGCAAUCAUAUCCAACCGUCGAGAACAUAUUUGGGGGACUGCAAGACCCGACGACGAGUCUCACUCUGACACUAUACGCCUCCGCACGCAGCUUUUUGGAUCGUUGGGAAAGUUGGCCAGCAAGACAGACGAGAUACACGAGGAGUGGCGCAUUGCUCAGAGUAAGAGACGAGGCUGCUUGGCGGCUCUUCCGGAACCCGAAUUUGCUCUUGCCAUUGCGAUCUCUGUGGGGGUUGUGGUGCUGGCAGUAUUGUACCUUUACUCCAAAGGCAAUCUGGAGGGACUCCUAGUUGUGGAAGAAGCGUACUUUCCGUCUUUUUGA
Seminavis robusta is the source of this 1410-nucleotide messenger RNA. The record is from the annotation of a GenBank genome assembly. NCBI's taxonomy places the organism in Eukaryota, Bacillariophyta, Bacillariophyceae, Naviculales, Naviculaceae.